CUUCUGGGUACCGUAAUGGCGGCCGGCGCUGGCUGAGACCGCAACGUUUCGUCCUCUGUCACAGUUUUUGUCGUUGUCGAAACAUUUUAAAAAGCUUUUGUAACCUGACUUUUGUGUUUUGUUAAAGCUACCAGAAAAAAUGGCCUCCACCGCGGCAGGCAAACAGCGGAUACCGAAGGUGGCGAAGGUGAAGAAUAAAGCUCCUGCAGAGGUUCAGAUCACCGCUGAGCAGCUGCUGAGAGAAGCCAAAGAGAGGGAGCUUGAACUUCUGCCACCACCACCGAAACAGAAGAUCACUGAUGAGGAGGAGCUGAACGAUUACAAACUGAGGAAGAGGAAGGGGUUUGAGGACAACAUAAGAAAAAAUCGCACUGUCAUCAGUAACUGGAUUAAAUACGCACAAUGGGAAGAAAGCCUGAAAGAGAUCCAGAGGGCUCGUUCCAUUUACGAGCGAGCGCUGGACGUCGAUCACCGCAACAUCACUCUGUGGCUGAAGUAUGCCGAGAUGGAGAUGAAGAGCCGCCAGGUGAACCACGCCCGCAACAUCUGGGACAGAGCCAUCACCAUCCUCCCUCGAGUUAACCAGUUCUGGUACAAGUACACCUACAUGGAGGAGAUGCUGGGGAACGUUGCUGGCUGCCGGCAGGUGUUUGAGCGUUGGAUGGAGUGGGAGCCUGACGAACAGGCCUGGCAUUCCUACAUCAAUUUUGAGCUGCGCUACAAGGAGGUGGACAAAGCUCGCACCAUUUAUGAGCGAUUCGUCAUCGUUCACCCCGAAGUGAAGAACUGGAUCAAGUACGCUCGUUUUGAAGAAAAGCAUGGCUACAUUGCUCACAGCAGAAAGGUGUACGAGAGGGCGGUGGAGUUCUUUGGAGAAGAACAUGUGGAUGAAAACCUCUUUGUGGCCUUCGCCAAGUUUGAGGAGAUACAGAAAGAGUUUGAACGUGUUAGGGUGAUAUACAAGUACGCUUUGGACAGAAUCCCUAAACACGAGGCACAGGAGCUCUUCAAAAACUACACAAUGUUCGAGAAGAAGUUUGGAGACCGGAGGGGAAUCGAGGACGUCAUCGUCAGCAAACGAAGGUUCCAGUACGAGGAGGAAGUGAAGGCGAACCCACACAACUACGACGCUUGGUUUGAUUAUCUGCGCCUGGUGGAGAGCGACGCCGACCCCGACACGGUGAGGGAGGUUUAUGAGAGAGCCAUCGCCAACAUCCCCCCCAUCCAGGAGAAGAGACACUGGAGACGAUACAUCUACCUCUGGAUCAAUUACGCUCUAUACGAAGAGCUGGAGGUCAAGGAUCCUGAGAGAACAAGGCAGGUGUACCAAGCCUGUCUGGAACUCACCCCUCAUAAAAAGUUCACAUUCGCUAAGAUUUGGCUGCUCUAUGCUCAGUUCGAGAUCCGACAGAAGAACCUGCAGGGAGCCAGAAAGGUCAUGGGCACGGCGAUUGGUAAAUGCCCGAAGAACAAACUGCUGAAGGGCUACAUCGAGCUGGAGUUGCAGCUGCGUGAGUUUGAUCGCUGCAGGAAGCUGUACGAGAAAUACCUGGAGUUCAGUCCGGAAAACUGCACCACCUGGAUCAAGUUUGCGGAGCUGGAGACCAUCCUGGGAGACGUCGAGAGGGCCCGAGCCAUCUUUGAGCUCGCCAUCGGACAACCACGUCUGGACAUGCCAGAGGUUCUGUGGAAGUCCUACAUCGACUUUGAGAUUGAGCAGGAAGACUUUGGAAACACAAGGAACCUUUACAAACGGUUGCUGCAGCGCACCCAGCACGUCAAGGUUUGGAUCAGCUACGCCAAGUUCGAGCUGUCGAUCGACGGCCCCGACAGGCUGCAGAAGUGCCGGCAGAUCUACGAGGAGGCCAACAAGGGCAUGAGGAGCUGCGAGGAGAAGGAGGAGCGGCUGAUGCUGCUCGAGUCCUGGAGGGACUUUGAGAAGGAGUUCGGCUCCGACGGCACCAGGGAGAGAGUCAGGAAGCUGCUGCCAGAGAAGGUGAAGAAGAGGAGGAAGCUGACGGCCGAGGACGGGUCGGACGCAGGUUGGGAGGAGUACUACGACUACAUCUUCCCAGAGGACGCCGCCAACCAACCCAACCUCAAGCUGCUGGCCAUGGCCAAGAUGUGGAAGAGGCAGCAGGUAACGGACGAGGGGGAGAAGGUUCCAGAAACGGGUCCAACGGCUGAAGAGGCGACAUUGCCGUCCUCUUACGAACCUGCAGCUCCUUCUGAAAACCAGCCGGAGAAUGACUCCGACAGAAACGGUGUGACUGAGAAGGAACAGGAGAACAAGUACGACGACCGAGACGACGACGACGACGACAAAAGCAGUAGCAGCAGCAGCAGCAGCAGCAGCAGCAGCAGCGAGAGCAACAGUGAGGAUGGUGAUGGAGAGAAAAAGGAGAAAGAGAGCAGGAGCAGUGGAGAAGAUAAAAAUUAGUUUCCUCACUCAGGGACAAAAGGGGAAGGAACGUCCUGGAUUAAUUUUUCUAUUUUGUAUUUUAUCAAAAACAACAAAACCAGCUCAUGAGCACGCUUUAUUGUAUGACCAUGUUUUGUUUGGAA
Messenger RNA from Xiphias gladius (swordfish), 2565 nucleotides. RefSeq names its product crooked neck pre-mRNA splicing factor 1 (gene crnkl1). The transcript has 14 exons. Gene Ontology annotation, biological process: mRNA splicing, via spliceosome; spliceosomal complex assembly. Gene Ontology annotation, molecular function: protein binding. NCBI's taxonomy places the organism in Eukaryota, Metazoa, Chordata, Actinopteri, Istiophoriformes, Xiphiidae. The record is from RefSeq and is a predicted model, not a curated record. Gene Ontology annotation, cellular component: Prp19 complex; precatalytic spliceosome; U2-type catalytic step 2 spliceosome. Bases 140 to 2440 code for a protein of 766 amino acids.